AUGCAAGGUCUUGGCCAACUCGCUUCAGCGCUGAUGGCCCUUAUUGUAGUCGCUGCAUACAAGAGCGAAUUGCAAAGUGUUCCGGAUGUAGCCUCUUGUAGUGGCGACUGCGUUUCUGCUGUUGACAAGAUGUGGAGGAUCAUCAUCGCCUUUGGGGGAGUGCCUGGCUGGUUCGCACUCUACUACCGCCUAACGAUUCCUGAGACGCCACGAUAUACUUUCGACGUUCUGUACGAUGUUGAGAAAGGUUCGAUGGAUACACGCCGCUAUCGUUAUGGCAAAGCCGGCAACACGGUUAACCCCAUUGAGCAGGCACAGGUUCGGCGCGAUAUGGCCAAAUACAAAACCCCACGUCCAACCGUUGCCGAAAUAUUCCGGUACUAUUCCAAGAAGAGUAAUUUUAUUAAACUCUUCGGAACGUCCUUCUCAUGGUUUUUCCUCGACCUGGCUUUUUAUGGGUUAAGUUUCUCGAGCGCUAGUCUGUUGAGCACCAUGGGCUUUGACAAAAGAGGAAGUCUGUACGAAAAUCUGAAGAAUACCGCAACGGGACAGAUUGUCUUGAUCUGCGCCGGUGCGAUUCCUGGAUACUGGAUGACAGUCUUCACCGUCGAUCGACUAGGGAGAAAACCAAUUCAAAUCGGCGGAUUCGCAAUUCUCACAAUCAUCUUCUGCGUACUGGGUUUCGCCUGGAAAGGCCUCACCAAGAUCCACCUUUUGGUCCUCUACGUUCUCGCGCAAUUCUUCUUCAACUUCGGGCCCAACGCCACAACAUUCAUCACCCCCGCCGAAAUCUUCCCCACACGCGUCCGCUCGACUGGCCACGGCAUCUCCGCCGGCCUGGGCAAACUCGGUGCCGUGAUCGCCCAAGUCUUCUUCGCACCGAUGAUAAAGCGCGGCGCCACGCACGACAACCCUACACCCUGGAUCCACGGAGUCAUGCAGAUCUUUGCACUCUUCAUGUUCCUCGGCUGCCUAACAAGCCUCCUCGUACCUGAGAGUAAGAGCGCAAGGUUAGAAGAUUUAGCUGGUGAGGGCGAGGAUAUAUACGAAUUGCAAUUUCGGAGUCAGUUUUAUACAGGCGGGGAGAGGAGUUCGCGGGGGAGUGCGCCCAGUGGGAGGGGAAGUGCGUUGAGUAAUGGAGGAGAUUAUGCGCGGGGAAGAGGGCGCGGAAGGGGCGCGGAAUCAGAUGAGGAUCCUGAGAAGGGAAAGUGGUGGAAACUAGGUUGA
Molecule: messenger RNA, 1227 nt
Organism: Didymosphaeria variabile
Lineage: Eukaryota; Fungi; Ascomycota; Dothideomycetes; Pleosporales; Didymosphaeriaceae
Exons: 4
Coding region: 1-1227 (408 amino acids)
Biological process (GO): transmembrane transport
Cellular component (GO): membrane
Molecular function (GO): transmembrane transporter activity
Source: RefSeq, a predicted model, not a curated record